Messenger RNA from Ilex paraguariensis (yerba mate), 181 nucleotides. The record is from the annotation of a GenBank genome assembly. Lineage: Eukaryota; Viridiplantae; Streptophyta; Magnoliopsida; Aquifoliales; Aquifoliaceae.
GUGGUCGUGCAAUUGGAUUUGGCAUUCUUAGGUCUACCGCUCUCGCCAUUUUCGUCCACCUUUUUCUCAGUGGCAAAACUAGACCUGGAAAAUUCCCUUCUCUACUCUUCCCAAUAGAAAUUAAAAACAUCCAGAGAGCCAAGCAUGGGAGUGACUCUGGUACAUAUGACACAGAAGGAAG